Molecule: messenger RNA, 2578 nt
Organism: Clupea harengus (Atlantic herring)
Lineage: Eukaryota; Metazoa; Chordata; Actinopteri; Clupeiformes; Clupeidae
Gene: cfap206
Product: cilia and flagella associated protein 206
Exons: 12
Coding region: 622-2493 (623 amino acids)
Biological process (GO): sperm axoneme assembly; regulation of cilium beat frequency; regulation of flagellated sperm motility
Cellular component (GO): axoneme; ciliary basal body
Source: RefSeq, a predicted model, not a curated record
CUGAGCCCCUAUUUUUGUUCCCUAUUUACAGAGCCAGGACUGACUACGAACACCAGAAAUGUUUAUGUGCAAACACCGAAUGGACAGCUAGAGGUCCAUGAGGAGCAGUUCACUGAAUCUGAUAAAAAAAGUGUAUGUGAUUAGAAUUGCAGACCACACCUUUAAUACACUGUCUUGUUGCCUGAUUGUAAAUUCAGGUGGCUGUAUUGUAAAUAAAUGCAGUGUUUAUAGGCUACUACUGUGUGCCUUUAAAUAUUACUACAGGACUCAGCUAACACAAUGCAUUUGCAAUCCUGCUGCUAACACUAUGGGACCUGUCCAAAGACCACAGGGCUAUGAUAUUUUUUUUUUUCAUCUUGCAAAUGCAAAAAAUGUACGUUAUCAGAAACACAGGUACGUUGUGGGGUAUUAUCUCCUCCUGGUGGACAGUCAGCUAUUUUCGAUCUUUGUUGAGCGUGUGUUGUGUUUUUGAGGUUACUAUGGCAACUUCGAUAUUUGUAAACAUGGAGACGUCCUUUGCUAGCUGAAAGACGGAUGUUAUGGGUCAUAAUUAGCUAAUGUUAGAUAAUUCCGUCUUUCUUGUAAAAUAGGAAGGCACUAAGUGCCCGUGGAUAACAGACCAUGGCUCAUGCUCAAGCAGAAAGUGUUAUAAGACGUAUUAUUCGAGAAAUUGCGCAGGAAUGUGCAAGUAUAGGACAGGCAGUGUCUGAAACCUUGGUUGCUUUUAUGGUCAAGGCCACUGUUUUAGAUCCACUGAAUAAUUUCAAUGUUGAUCGUAAUCUAACCAAGCAAGAUGUUCAAAGACUUAUUGAGCUAUGCGUAGUCAAGCUCAUGGACCAGGGAAGUUCUUCUCUUGACACCAUCAAAAUGCAAGUCUACUUUGACAUGAAUUACACAUCUCGCCGUGAGUUCCUGGAGGAGCACCACAGAGUCCUUCUGUCACGACUCGCCUCUGUUGGCCGCGAGAUCACUGACAAUCGGUUAAGGACUCGGGACGACCUGGAAGACCUUUACCGGAGAAUAGUUAGCUAUGUUCUUCUGCGCUCUGGCCUAGGCUCACCAACUGACAUCAACACAGUGCGGGAGGCUACGGCUGCAUUGCAGAGUGUCUUCCCACAGUCGGAGCUGGCGACCUUCAUGUCCCUCACUAAGGCAGACAAGGAGCAGCAACUAAGCGAGCUCACCAUGAUAGUUACAGGCAUCCGCCUCUUCAACAAGGACUGUAGGAAAGGAGGCGAGGGCAUUGAGGACAUGCCUUCCAUUUUAAACGAAGCCAUACCUGCCACCAUCAACGACAUUGAGAGGGAGCUAAAGGAAUCCCAGCGCUUGGCCUGGCAGUACACAGCCCUGCUGGAGAAGUUCGCUGACCCUAAGGAUGGGCCAGUGCAGUCCCCCAUCAAAACAGAUCUGCUGCAACAGGCCCUGUACAAUGUGCGGCAACAUGAGGCUUUCCUCAAAGUCAUCCUGGCUGAUGCCAUAUUGUGUGCCAAACAAGUGGAGGCCCUGCAGUCUGACCUCGUGGCCCGGCUCAUGCUCCUGGAAGCCACAGUGCACGCAAAGACUGCUGUGCCCACUGCACAGGUUUUUCCUCAUUUCACAGGCCUGUCGAAGCUCUGGGCCGGAUUUCAGGACGAGAUGGUCCUGCUCAGCAUCCUCAACAACAUGGUAGUCAGCCUGAGGCCCUUCCUGACCGCCCAGUCCCACCUGUUGCUGGAGGGUCAACUGGAGGCCAUUCUGGACGGUGCGGACAUCAAGAGCGACGAUGACAGACUGAAGGAGAGUGCAGAAGAAAGGAUCAACCCGUCCGAGUACAAAUCACAGGACUGGUUCCAACACGAGACCACAGCCAACUUUGACCAACUACCCUUGCAGUACAAAGGAAUCUGUGGUUACACACUCGUGAAGAAAGAUGGACUGCUAGUUCCAGGGAAUCCCCAGAUUGGGGUGUUAAAACACAAGGAGAAAUACUAUGCCUUCUCCUCCAAGGAGGCAGCGUGUAGCUUUGCACUCAAACCAGAUGAGUACAUUGAGGCCAUCACAGAAAAAGCCAAAAAGUGUCCAGAGCUAAUCCAUCUCCUGGAGCUGCAUCAGCAGUUUGCAUGUGUCACCCCAUAUUCACAGAUGCAGUCAGGCGAGAGACUACUGGUGAAACCCAUUUCGAAAUGUGACAGCAGCACUCAGACUGACACCCACUUGGUGGAGACAAACAUCGUCAAGUCCUACGAGUGGAAUGAGUGGAGGCUCCGAUGGAAAGCCAUGCAGCUGGCUAACCUACGCAGCAAAGUGACUCACUCAGUGCAGACCAACCUGAGCCACAUGAGGAGGAACAAUGUGACUCAGACAUACCAGCCCAAAGAUGCUGGCUGCCAGACCAAAAAAGAUGGCGAAACCAAUGUCCCUAAACAAAAGGUCUAUCUGGCAGGGCUACGAGGUGGAAAGCCAGGACCUACAAUCAUGACCAAAACAGAUUUGACCAGAUCAGUUGAUGAGUAGCUAUGUUCUAAAUAGGUGUUUUAUCGUUCUCAGUUUUACUUAUGCAAGAAACAGGAUUAAUAAAUAUAAUCGUUCAAAAUGGAAA